CUGGUAACCUAGUAACGGACGACACCAUGUUCGGGGCCUGAAAAAGCCGACGUUGGGUCUGUGCUUUGACGUCUUGAUAUGAAUAUUAUAAAAGGAGAACUGGAUUUCGAUUGCAAGGCUGCAGUCUCUAAAUCUCGUCCCGGAAGUCGUAUUUCAAGUUCACGUUAUGAAGAUAAACCGAGAAUAAAUCCUGUUACUGGAUCUUUGGAAGUAUUAACUCCUGAGCUGGUGUCCCAGAUGCAAUUUUGUGAAAUGAAAGUAUCAUCAGAUGAUGGACGAGGGACUCCUGGAGAAGAUAGACAAGAGGACCUUCAUGGAGAAAAAAUGCCUCAAAGAAAAGAAUACGUAGAGAACUCUGAUGAAAAUAUUUCAGAAAAUAAUACAAAUGGAGAUGAUUUUGAGGACAUUUUUCAACUUCCAUUCUCUCCUGUGGAUAUAACAGAUAUUAGUAGACCCUCUAUCGAAGCACAAGAUAUCCAGGAUCUCAGGGAAUCUGAGUCCCCAUCAUCAACCACUUUUGAUUCCACAUCACCACAAGAUAUCAAGAAAGACCCAAACCUGGAUAAAGCCAUGGAGAAGAUGAAAUCACUUGAUGAAAUCUUACAAAGAAAGAUUGCCAAGGAAAAGGAGGUGAAAGCUCAAGGCCGAGAAAUGAGACAGCGACUUUGGGAAGAGCUACAGCUUGUAUCAAAACACAUAUCUGUGCAAAGCAAUGAAGAGAUUCUAAACACAAACAAGUUUUUCGCAUUGACUCCACAACUGAAUGAAGAAGAAUCAGACGCAGUCAGCCACCAGAUGGAGGAAGCAUUUGAAUCUGUGUUUUCAACUCAAAUUCCUAGUGAAGAUUUUGAUGAUUUUGAAGAGACCAUACAAGAUGAAGUGUCUGACAUCAAAGCAAGUGACACAUUUACCAUUGAAACAAGUCAUGAAACAAAUGAAAAGAAAACUCACAGCCAUAAGAAGGGAACAAAUUUUAUUCAAAGAAAUAUAGAGUUAGCAAAGGAAGCUGGGUCCAGUUUACUUCUUAUGGAAGACGAGCAGUUACGUUUGGAGCAACUUCUUGCAGAUAUUGACAAUGACUGCGAUGAGGAAGACACUACAGGAAAUAUGUCCAUGUACCUAGUACCUAGAGAAGGCUUCACAGCAGAUUCCGAAGAAUGUAAGCAUCUUUCAAUAAUAGAGACUGAGCUACUGAAGUUCCACUACGUUGAAGAGCCCUGCGAGUCCAGUGAACAUGAAUUUUCAACGAUCAAGAAUGCAAAUGUGGAACCAGCACCUGGGGAAAAAGUUUUAAAUGACACAAAAAUGUUAAGAGAACAGAAAUUACGACUAAGAGAAAUAGAUCACCAGAUUAAGGAAAUACAAAGAAACAUUAGUUCAUUGUCAGCUCCGUCAUCUGUAUGUGGUGAAUAGUUUUAUAAUUUUGUUAAUUUCAUGUUAAUCAUUUAGUUUCGAUACACAUUUUAUUCUGUUAUAUGUUUUAUUUUGUGGUUUAUCUUUUAAU
This is a messenger RNA of Pelobates fuscus (common spadefoot toad), 1504 nucleotides long. It is a transcript of the gene FSIP1, whose product is annotated as fibrous sheath interacting protein 1. The record is from RefSeq and is a predicted model, not a curated record. Bases 79 to 1413 code for a protein of 444 amino acids. The transcript is spliced from 11 exons. NCBI's taxonomy places the organism in Eukaryota, Metazoa, Chordata, Amphibia, Anura, Pelobatidae.